AUUAUAUUAUAUGAUUAUUAACUAAUAAUUAAAGAAAGUUAAUUAUCGAGGUGACAGGGAGGGAUUGUGCGCACCUUCCUGAGCCGGGGGGCCAGCCAUAUAUAAACGGGACAAGUGCAGCGGCAGCCCAGCAUCUGCUGCGGGGUUACUGAACAGCCGCAUCUGAGAAAACACACGCAAACUGGGCGAAGUCAUUGAGAGUCAGAGCAGAAGUUAACUGUUCAGCUGGGACACCCCGGAGCGUCAGUAUAAACCAGGAUGAACGGAUGCGGCUUGUGCGCGGUUUUUCUCUUUCUCUCCGGCGCCUAUGGAGCCGGUGCGCUGCUGGGAGACAGUCCCGCCAGCGUCUCCUUAUCGCUGGCGGGCAACGGGACCGGUGCCGGUUCUGCGCUGAGCAUCGGCACCGAGCCGCCAGGGACUCGCAGGACGCGGCGGAGACGCUACAUCUCACAAAACGACAUGAUCACUAUCUUAGACUACCACAAUAAAGUGCGAGGAAACGUCUUCCCGCCGGCCUCAAACAUGGAAUACAUGGUGUGGGACGAAAGUUUGGCCAAGUCAGCAGAGGCGUGGGCAUCGGCUUGCCUCUGGGAACACGGCCCACAGUAUCUGCUGCGAUUCCUGGGGCAAAACCUUUCCGUCAGAACUGGCCGCUACCGAUCUAUUCUUCAGCUUGUCAAGCCUUGGUAUGACGAGGUAAAGGACUACGCCUUUCCGUACCCACGGGACUGCAACCCCCGGUGUCCCCUGAAGUGUUAUGGGCCCAUGUGUACGCAUUACACACAGAUGGUAUGGGCCACGUCGAACCGAGUUGGUUGUGCGAUUCAUACAUGCCACAACAUGAACGUCUGGGGAUCCGUGUGGAAGCGGGCAACAUACUUAGUCUGCAACUAUUCACCCAAGGGGAACUGGAUUGGUGAAGCUCCUUACAAAGUAGGGGUCCCGUGUUCGGCCUGCCCCCCAAGCUAUGGGGGCUCCUGCAGCAACAACAUGUGCUUCCCUGCUGUCAGCACAAACUACCUGCACUGGUUCAAGUAAACACACCUCACAGCGCGCCAGCCAACACCUUCUCUAGAAGGCAAACGUCCAAGGAUUUGCACAGCAUUCCUGCAUCGCUCUAAUUUGUAUAUAUUGGCCUUAUUUAAAAUAUGCCUACAAUUUUGAAAUUAUAUUUUGGACAACAGCAAUAGAAUUUCACUAUGCUGUUUUUGUGUAUAAAAUGUAUCAUUUUUAUUAGGCAUAUGUAAUGUGUUUUGAUCGUCUUGUGUCCCAGGGUACAGACUGGUGGAAAAGGUUAUUUAUCUUGAAUCAUCCUCAACAUGGUGCUGUUACCAAACUGGUUUUGUUUUACAGUAUUAUGGUGUUAUAAGCUAUUGGACGUUUUAAUAGUUUAAAUACCUUUUUUUUUACUGAAAUUUGAGCUUCACAAAUGCUUCAGAAUAAUGGCCACCGCUUGCUAAGCUCAGUUGUGAAAUGAAUAAUAAGGACCUUCAACCUACAUUUUGUUAAAUCCCUAGUAGACUGUAACGGGGAGUGUCGAGGCAAGGUGCCAAGGUGCCAUGGUGCCAGCCCCUGCCCCCUCGGCUUCUGGGCCUUGUCCUGAGUUGAACUCGCCCCUGCAGGGGGACGCUGGUCAGGGCGCAGCAGGCCGACUCCUCUGGAAUAGCCACUAAUAUUUUCUGCAUGGUGCUACUUAGGAGGCUUUACAGAUGCCGGUUCUGUUUCACCAUUGGUGCUUCACUUCAAUGCAAUAGAAGGAGCGGACAGGGAGCAGAUCUGAAAGUCAGAGAGAGAGUCCUUCUGUCCUGGUGCUGCACACAGGCACGGGACCCAGGUACUGCACAGGGUCCUGUUUCAUGAGUGACUUUGCAGUUUGUACUGUUUUACUGCUCUGUAACUUGGCAGUAAGUUACCUGAACCUUUUUUUUUUUUAACUUAGCGGUAAGUGUUACUCUUACCUGAACAUUUUUCAACAGGUAUCUUUUAGCCAGUAUGACCUGGUACGUUUCCUACCUACCAGAGGUUACGUGUAAAAUCAGACAGACGUAUGAAGGACGAUUACUUCCACAUACUACAAACCCAUUCUAAAUCUCUGUACUUAUAUGAUUCUGUCAAAUAUAAUGUAUAAAGUAUUUAUGUUCUUAUAAUAUUAGUAUUCAGUUAUUUCACUAAAUUAUGGAGACACACUACAUUUGUACCCCGAUGAAUUUCUGCAUUAUGUCUAUUGUACAUGUCCUAAAUAUAUACUACUGUAUAACCCACCCACUCCCAGCCCCCCCCCCAAAAAAAAAUCUGAAAGAGGAUAAUGUGGUAAAGUGCUAUUCGCACCAUCAGCAGUAGCUAUUUUACAGUACCACUGUAACCUACAAAAGUAAUUUUAGGUAUUUUGGAGUUUGGAUGGUGUUAUUACACUAAAGCUAAUCGAUUUUGACAAACGUGAACCAUAAUCCAAUUUACGCUGUUAUUUGUCUGAAUACACAAUUUACAACUUCUGGUUUAAAAAAGUGCAUAUUUAAAAGUAUAACAUAGUCAAUUUAUACCAGGUGGCCAUGAAAAUGUGAGAAAUAUAGCUUUGAAACUUGUAGCGAAAGCUUAAUUUUUCUACCCCAAAUUCCUUAUUUGUAGCUGAAGAAAUUAUUAAAUUAAGGCUGAAUUCUUUGUAUAAAUGCAGAAGUUAAUGAACAUUGUUAUUAUUUUAUUAGCACUGAAUGUUGGUAUUUAAUUGCCUUUUUGUAUUUAUGGUUUUUACCUGUGCC
Messenger RNA from Paramormyrops kingsleyae, 2756 nucleotides. It is a transcript of the gene pi15a, whose product is annotated as peptidase inhibitor 15a. Gene Ontology annotation, cellular component: extracellular region. Lineage: Eukaryota; Metazoa; Chordata; Actinopteri; Osteoglossiformes; Mormyridae. The record is from RefSeq and is a predicted model, not a curated record.